Messenger RNA from Beta vulgaris subsp. vulgaris (sugar beet), 1554 nucleotides. RefSeq names its product PKS-NRPS hybrid synthetase cheA-like. The transcript is spliced from 3 exons. Gene Ontology annotation, biological process: regulation of DNA-templated transcription. The record is from RefSeq and is a predicted model, not a curated record. Bases 1 to 1554 code for a protein of 517 amino acids. NCBI's taxonomy places the organism in Eukaryota, Viridiplantae, Streptophyta, Magnoliopsida, Caryophyllales, Amaranthaceae.
AUGUAUUUUGUGGUUUUCAUAAAUUGUCAGGAUGAUGUCCAUGUUGAAGAGGUUGAUGAAAAUACACCUGAUUAUAGUGACUUUUUCACCACUACAACUAUAUUUCCCACUCGAAAAGCAUUGCGUGAUUGGGUUACUGAAGUAGGCAGGCUGCAUAAUAUGGUGAUAAUCAUCGCUCGAUCACAAUAUGAUGUGGAGAAAUUUACCGGUACAAAAAAGAGAUUGUGUCAUUUUCGACUUCAAGCGAUUGAGUGUGUUGGUGGUGGUUGGAGUGUCUAUGUCAUUAAUGGAAAGCACAAUCAUGAUCUUCCCGAUUUCAAUGAGGGACGUGCAAUUAUUGGCAUGUUAAGUAAAGAUGAGCUCAAUUUGGUAGAAGAAUUAACUAAAUCUCAUGUACCGCCUAGUCAAAUCAUGAAAGUUCUUAGUAGGGUGGAUGAAGAGACUUUGACUACAGUGAAACAUAUUUAUAAUGCCCGUCAGAAGUUGAAAACCGAGGCAAUGUGUGGUAGGUCUGUGAUGCAACAACUAAUGAAGGUGAUUGUUGAUAAUAACUAUCUACAAUGGCAUCGUGAAGAAGUGGGAACAAAUAUGGUUAGUGACAUAGUUUUUGCUCAUCCUGAUGUUGUUGAUCUAUUGUUCUUGUUUCCUUAUGUUUUAGUCAUUGAUUGUACAUAUAAGACAAACAGAUACAAAAUGCCUUUUUUGGAGAUAGUUGGUAUAGUUCCAACUGGAAAAAAUUUUGCUGUCGCCUUUGCUUGGUUGAGAAACGAAAAGGAAAUAAAUUACCAAUGGGUCAUGGAUUGUGUGAAACAGUUAUUUGAUCCAGAGAAGCUGCCGGGUGUGAUUGUAACUGACAGGGAAUUGGCUCUUAUCAACGCGGUUAGACAAAUAUUUCCUAACUCGACUCAUCUUUUAUGUACAAGACAUAUUGGGAAAAAUGUGGACAACUAUGUGCGCAAGUUGACUAAAAAUGAAGAUAUUGUCAAAGCAUUUCGUUCUAGAUGGUAUAAGUUAGUGGAUGCACCAAGUGUUGCAUCGUAUGAACAACGAUUAAAAGAAAUGAAUGAAGCCUUUAAGUCUAUGCCAGCUGUGUUAGAUUAUGUGAAAUCUACUUGGUUGGAUCCAUAUAGUGAUAGAUUUGUCAAUGCUUUUACAAUGAACAUCCUACAUUUGGGCACAAGAACGACCAACAGGGUUGAAAGUGCUCAUGCAGCACUGAAAUCGUGGUUAAAGACUUCGACAGGAAGUUUGGAUACAAUAUGGCCAAGUAUUCAUUCAUUUUUGGAGGCUCAAAAAUGUGAAAUAAAAGCCUCUUUCCAAAGGUCCCAGAACAGAGAUCCUCAUGUGACAGUGCUACGUCUAUUUAUGUUAUUGAAAGGUCGAGUAUCACAUAAGGCUAUACGCUUGCUUGAUAAUGAAUAUAAACGUGCAAAUGAAGUUGGUGUUGAUGGUUUCGUUUGUGGAUGUUAUUUAAGACAUACGCAUGGACUUCCAUGUGCUCAUGAGAUGAAGGAGAUGGAAGAAAGAAAUACCACGUUUAAUCUGAGAAAGUGA